UUUUUUUAUCGGUCACUACUGGGAGUAAUUGUUUGUAUAAAUUGCUGUUAUGGAAAGGGAAAAUAAUUUCAGUGAAGAAAAUGGCGAGCCAAUGGCGAAAAAAAUUAAAACAGAAUGGGUUAAAAGUUAUUCUGAUAAGGCCCUGCUUAUGAUGACUAGGAUGGGUUAUGAGAAAAACAAAGGUCUAGGGAAGCAGAACCAGGGUCGUCUUGAACCCAUUAUAGCAGUUCAACAGGACGGCAGAAAGGGAUUGGGUCUAAAAGAUGAAUGUCAAGUAUCUUUGGAAUCUUGGGACAACACUACUGAGAUAAUAAACCUUCCAGAAAAUUAUUCAUGGAUUACAAAUAAUGCGUCGCUCGAAAUCACAUUGGAUGAUUUAAAAGAUAAUAUAACCUUAGGCCCUCCUAAACGUACGAUUGAUGACGAAUGUUUAUACUGUAAUUCAGACAUUUUAAAUAAUAUAUUGAAAGCAAAAUCUGAAUUUGACAAAUUAAAUGACAGCGAAUUAAGAAGAGCGCGAUCACGAUCUAAUCCAUUUGAAACUAUACGCAGCUCCAUAUUUUUAAAUAGAGCUGCUGUUAAAAUGGCGAAUAUUGAUUCAAUGUGCGAUUAUAUGUUCACAAAUCCGAGAUAUAAGGAUGGAUCAUCAAUGCUGCAAAAUAACGAACUUCUAUAUUUUGCCGAUAUAUGUGCUGGACCCGGUGGUUUCUCAGAAUACAUACUUUACAGGAAAUCUUGGGAAGCAAAAGGAUUUGGAUUUACUUUACGUGGCCCUAAUGACUUCAAAUUAGAUAAAUUUUUUGCCGGUUCACCAGAAUCAUUUGACACUUACUACGGAGUCAGAAAAGACGGAAAUAUAUAUUUUAAAGACAAUCAAGACUCUUUUGCAGAUUACGUGCUAAAGCAUUGCGAAUCCGGUGUUCAUUUCGUUAUGGCAGAUGGAGGGUUUUCAGUUGAGGGUCAAGAAAAUAUCCAAGAAAUUCUUUCUAAGCAACUUUAUUUGUGUCAAUGUUUGAUGGGAUUAAAAAUCCUUCGAGUAAACGGCAGUUUUCUUUGCAAAUUAUUUGAUUUAUUCACGCCAUUUAGUAUAGGACUGAUAUUUUUAAUGUAUAAAUGUUUUGAUCAGAUAUCUAUAUUGAAACCUAAUAGUAGUAGACCGGCGAAUUCCGAGCGAUAUUUAGUUUGUAAAUGGAAGAAACCAAAUACUGAUUAUGUUUGUAAGUACUUGGAUCACGUCAAUGACAUUUUAAACUUGGGUAAAGAAGAUGUUUUAGAAAUUGUCAACCAACAACACAUUGUGUCUGAUCAAACUUUCUUAGAUUAUAUUGUUAAAAGUAAUAAUGACAUUGGACAAAACCAAAUUUUAGGUUUAAAAAAAAUUGCAGCAUAUUGCAGAAACACCCAACUUAAGGAAACUAGACAGUCGGAAAUAAGAAAACGUUGUCUUGAACUGUGGGGACUUCCAGAUAAGCUUCGACAAGCCCCAGAGUCUAAAACCCAAGAGAAAUUUCUAGAAGAAGUUCUUGGUGAUUGGAAUGAUAAGUUAUUUUUUAAUUCUUUGCCUACAGAACUACAUACAACGGAAUGCGUCCAAAACAAUAUUAACAGUAUAUAUGACUGGUAUUUUGUCCCAGUUGGACGGGCCGAAACUAGUAUUAAUGCCUGUAGUAUGUUUUUAUGUAAAUCUAAGGGUUGUUUACUACGAUAUAGUGACAGCAAAAAAUGGGAACCCGUAGAAUAUAUAUUUGACAUAUCACCGAAAUCAAUAUUUUAUGGCGAAAUUGUUUACGAGUAUACUGGUGAAGGUAGAACUCAAACCAGAAUAUGCGCUUUACACAUUAUAGAUGCGAUAAUGCUUGGAGGAAUAGAUAUACGACGUUUAAAACUUUCAGAACGUUCUCGGUUAUGCCAAAAAUACUCUCUUAGUCUUAAUAAGCCAUUCAAAGAAGGCAAUUGUAGUCCUAUUCGCAGCAAAUGUUUAUAUGAAUUAAAAUAUUUAAACAAUUUUUUUAACGAUAUGAAGUCACAUGUUUUGAAAGACAAUUCAACCCGCCUAGGUUUAACUUUGUCAUCUGAAAACAAAUUUUUUGUUCCCGGGGGCAUUAUGUUGUUUUGCGAAAUUUUUCACAAUUUUUUCUCAAGUAUGUCCCAUUCAACUCAUAAACUGUAUUAUUUCAAUAAGCAAACGAAAACAUCGUUUUACAAAAAUUGUAUGCCAAAUGAUAUACAAAAUACUUUGUACGCUUCAUUUAGAAAUAGUUAUCAAAGACGAUUACUGUGGAAAUGGACCAAUUUGAAGCAAGUUGAAGAAAAAUGUAAUCAUCGAGAAACAAAUUUGCUCUACCGAGAAGAUUUAACAAAAUUUAUAUUCAAUAAAGAAAAAAAUUGAAAAAAUAAAUUGGAUAUUAAGCUUAAUAUCGUAACUAAAUUCAUUAAAAUCAUAUAAAAGUGUUAUAUUGACUAUAACUAAAAUAGUUUUUUUAAAGAUCUAUUAAAAUAUUCCUAUGUGUACAUUUUAAAUAAUUUCACUUUAGUGUAUUUAACAAGAUGUACGUUUAUUUAACAACAUGUAAAUAAACCAUUUACUGAUUUCUUUACAUCUAA
Messenger RNA from Bactrocera tryoni, 2604 nucleotides. RefSeq names its product cap-specific mRNA (nucleoside-2'-O-)-methyltransferase 1 (gene Cmtr1). Gene Ontology annotation, molecular function: methyltransferase cap1 activity; nucleic acid binding. The coding region runs from base 50 to 2389 and encodes 779 amino acids. Gene Ontology annotation, biological process: 7-methylguanosine mRNA capping. Lineage: Eukaryota; Metazoa; Arthropoda; Insecta; Diptera; Tephritidae. The record is from RefSeq and is a predicted model, not a curated record. Gene Ontology annotation, cellular component: nucleus; cytoplasm. The transcript has 2 exons.